UGUAAUUUAUUUUAAUACCUUUCUCAUAAUACGUAACAAUAUUGGCAUUUCGUACGUAGGCAUGUUGUUUGAUAUUUCUAUUUUCAACAACAGAAUAAAAUAUAUAUUUAAAAUGCUUCGGCACCCACUUACGCGUUAUACCUGCCACAAACUAUAUGUCUCCGCCUUCAUUCACUUGUACUAUGUUUAUAAUGCUACCACCCAUUUAUAAAGUGAAGUAUUUGUGUGCGUUGUUACCCAAAACAUAACCAUGUGUCAAACUCUCUCUUAUUAUUUGCAAGUAAAUCAAUAAUAUCUUAAUUGUUGAAUAUUAUUUAUAAUAAAGUAAAAAGAAAAAAGCUUCUGUAACUGUGUUAGAAAUAUUAAAUCUGUUAUUUCUUCUUGGUUUUUUAAAUUACGUAGCAUAUAUUUUACAAGAUACUUACGUUAGGUUAUGCGUAUUAACAUGUACAUAAGAAGAAUACUUACAAAUUUCGUAAAAAAAUAUAAUAAUUCAUAUUUCAAUUUAAUAAAACGACACCAAAAUGUACUUUCGCAUUGUAUAGAAAGAAAUGACUUUCCUUCAUUAGUCCCAUUACGUUUAUCACAAUAUUCAAGUAAUAGUCCAUUAAAAUGUUGGAAUUGUAAUUCUAUAUACAAGUCCGAACUAUUUUGUUCAAAAUGCAAAACAUUACAAGAACCACCCGAAAAUUUAACGUAUUUCGAUUUAAUGGGUAUUCCCAAAAGCUAUGACAUAACAGUUGUGGAACUUCAAAGAAAAUACAAAGAGCUUCAAAAGCAAUUACACCCUGAUAAAUUUGGUAACAAGUCUGAGAAAGAAAAACAACUAUCUGAAAAUUUAUCAUCAUUGGUAAAUAAAGCGUAUAAUACUUUAUUAAACCCCUUGCAAAGAGGUCUAUACAUGUUAGAAUUGAAUAAUAUAACAAUACCAGAGGGAACAGAUAAUAUGAAUCCAGAAUUUUUAAUGGAAAUAAUGGAGAGAAAUGAAGAAAUAGAGGAUGCAUUGAAUGAUCACACAAAGAUUAAAAAAUUGGCAAAACAAAAUGAAGAAAUAUUAAAUAGUUUGACAAUGGAUAUUGCGAAAGCAUUUCAAGAAGAAGAUAUUAAAAAAGCAGAAGUCCACCUUAUACGAAUGAAAUAUUAUAAUAGUAUUAACAAUAGAUUUAAAAAACUAAAACAUGAUUUAGGUAUAGUAGAAUGAAUAAAAACUCUGCCUAAUAGAAUGUAAAUUAUAAGUGUACAUCAAUUUUAAUGUAUAAAUAUGUGUUUAAUAUAAAAGUCAUACUAUAAUGUAGUAGUUUGUUACUUACAAAAUAUCUUAUUAAUGUAUCAACAUUUUUUUUA
This is a messenger RNA of Nomia melanderi (Alkali bee), 1344 nucleotides long. RefSeq names its product iron-sulfur cluster co-chaperone protein HscB-like protein, mitochondrial (gene Hsc20). Gene Ontology annotation, biological process: [2Fe-2S] cluster assembly; protein complex oligomerization. NCBI's taxonomy places the organism in Eukaryota, Metazoa, Arthropoda, Insecta, Hymenoptera, Halictidae. The record is from RefSeq and is a predicted model, not a curated record. Gene Ontology annotation, molecular function: ATPase activator activity; protein-folding chaperone binding. Gene Ontology annotation, cellular component: mitochondrion.